AUGACAGGGCCGCAACAAGAUGGACGUGUGUCUUGUCUGGUGUGCGGCCGUUCCUAUGCUCGCAUGAGCCAUCUUCGCCGACACAUGCAAAACCACUCGGCGAUCAAUGGACACGUCUGCGAUACGUGCCAACGAAGCUUUACACGCAUAGAUUCAUUGCGUCGCCACGUCAGGAUAUGUCCCGAAGCACGACACAUGUUUACAGCCGUUGACCCUCCCAGGGCUUCAUCCCGCGCCUGCUUGAACUGCGCAAGGGCUCGUCAAAGGUGCUCCCACGCCGCGCGGUGCGCCCGCUGCCAGGAUAAGGGCCUUGAAUGCGUUUACCCGCCUGGGGCUGGCUCGAUGGACUGGGCUUAUAGCGUUUUAACGGAAGCUCGAGGUCGCCCCCCAGAUCGAGAUUCAUCGCCUGCCCCAUUGGCCAUCGCAACAAGCUCAGUGACUUCUGGCCCGUCUGAGGGUUACCAAGAUGUUGAAAUGCUUGACCCGAUAGCUUGUGGCCGCCUUGUAAUUGAAGGGGAGCUUCCCGAUGCACCGUUCAUCCCCCCCGUAUCUUCAAUAGCGCAAGGAAAUUGGCCUAAUUCGCCAAUUGCCUUUCAGCCGCCGUACUGCGGUACCAAAAGCCUUUCAAGGGACCAAACACUUGAGCGUCGGAGGGGCUCAAGUCAGUCCACAACAAGUCAGGCCUCAUCACCGGCAGCCUCAGUUGCCACCAAACAGUCUUCAACAUCAAAUACCGACACAAAGUCAGCCAGAGGCUACUCUGCGGGAAGUGGAGCAAGAGAUACCCUUUUCAAGGAGCUUCCUCGCCUGUAUAGACUAUCCUUGCCAAAGAGUCCAAAGAUCGGUCAUACGCCCGUUCCCGCAAGAGUCGCAUUUCCACUCCUGCUUAAUGAUGAGGACAACCCAGGCCGUCUGCAAGUUUCAGGCGUGACGUAUGACAACCUAUGCCACCUGUUCCGACGCCUCUGUCUAUCAGAAACCUUUCUAUUCGCUAAAUACUCUUCCUCAACAUUUAUACAGCAGAAUCUCCUGGAUCGCUGCGUAUCUGAAUAUUUCGAACACUUCCAUGCAUUUUUCCCGCUCAUCCAUGAGAUUUCAUUCCUGAAAGGGCAAGACAGCACACUGACUCUCGCGGUUGCGGCUAUUGGAUCCUUUUUCUUGGACUGCGAAGAGUCAACAGAGCUGUCGGCGGCGUUCCUAGAGUUUCUACGAAGAACACUUAUUGUCCGCGUCGAGGCGCUAAGAAGCAAUUUUGACAAACCAAGCUGUCUCCAUUUUGUGCAAGCAAGUCUGUUGAGUAUCGUGGGUAUGUAUCAUCACCACAAAGACUCCAUGCAGUCCGAAGCGGUAAAGGGGAUACGUUCUCUUGCAGAAUUCUGUCGAGAAAGAGAGCUGUGUAUGCAUGACGACCCGGGCGGAUCAGGACUUGACCAUUUGGAGAACUGGGCCACCUGGAUAGAAAAGGAAGAACUACGUCGUACCGUCUACUGUUUCUGGCUAUUUGGGGAAAUGCUUGACACGCAGCAACAGACCGUUAUUGGCCUAGAUCUGGUAGAAAUACAGCUGGAGCUACCAUCUUCAGAUCAGCUCUUCAUGACGACAUCCGUGGAGGAGUGGUCCCAGUUGGUUAAGGGAACUCGACCCAACCCUACGCUUCUAGAAUGUCUGAAGAAUCUGACAUCUGAUCGUCACCUAUUCUCUGGACUGACUCAGCUUGGUCAUACGCUUUUGGUCUACGGGCUGUUUUACCAGAGUCGUCAGAUGAAAGAGCAUCUCCAGCAUCUCGCGCGCUCAUGCAACCAUGGAUCUACGGAAGCUCUUGAAAUCGCUCCAGAGAAGCACUUCAGCUUUCAUGACUUAUUAGAUUUGUCUUCAUGGGUGUCGUGGCGCAACCAAAUGUGUGAUUGCUUAGAUGUUCUCCAUCGCCACGCCAACGGAGUCACUGGCCAUGCGGGAGGAUUCGAGGAACCUCUCGUUCUACAUCUGCAUUUAGCACGUGUUAUACUGCUAUCACCUUGUAGCGAGAUUCAGUCAGUAGCCCGCUUCUUAUCUUGUGGAAAGCCUGAGCAACAUCGCCAAUACGGUAAGGACAAUAUGACAGACGUCCAAUAUACCAAAUUGCUCACAGCUCUCCGUGUAUGGCUUAGCCAUGACAAGUACAAGAUGAGGUUGGCUGUCAUUCAUGCUGCCGGUAUCUUUUGGCACAUCCGGCGCUAUUCUGUGCAGAGCUUUCACGAACCUGCUGCUCUGUUCUUGGCCGCACUCACAAUAUGGUCUUUCUGCCUACGAACCAAGUUUCUGUGUCUUCUACCCACAGAUCCACAUCUACAACCAGAGGGAUCACACCUCAUGCCACAUAUCAGCCCCGGCGAUGAUGCCGAAAGCGUCGAACACGAGGCAUCGUCUGAUAUAUCGAGAGUAUAUAUAGAUCGUGUCCUGGACGACGAACUCGUCCAGACAUUGGUACUGGGGAGGGGACCUGUAGAGAUGUACAUGAGCCGUAUUGGAGAUCUGAAUAUGCCGGAAGCCCCAGUGAAGGUACUCAACGAAGCCGCGAGAUUGAUGGAGCUGCGAUGCUCGAUUUGGCCAAUUUCGAAAUUUUAUUAUGAGCGGCUGUUAAUUCUGGCAGAUCCUUUACGUCAAUUGCCCUAG
Messenger RNA from Fusarium mangiferae, 2652 nucleotides. RefSeq lists its product as uncharacterized. Gene Ontology annotation, molecular function: DNA-binding transcription factor activity, RNA polymerase II-specific; DNA binding; zinc ion binding. Gene Ontology annotation, biological process: regulation of DNA-templated transcription; DNA-templated transcription. NCBI's taxonomy places the organism in Eukaryota, Fungi, Ascomycota, Sordariomycetes, Hypocreales, Nectriaceae. The transcript is spliced from 3 exons. The record is from RefSeq and is a predicted model, not a curated record. The coding region runs from base 1 to 2652 and encodes 883 amino acids.